AUGGGGAUACAGGAGAUUUUGCGGGUCACUUGGCAGAUCAUCCAGGAUGGAGAAGUCGGCGAAGGCGGUGACCCCAAGCAGCCAGACCCAAUUCACACGGUUGGUCCGCAACGGGUGUUUACGGCACAAGUCAUAUUGACAUCGGUGUCAGGAAUCAGUCUAUUCCUACUAUUCUGCAUCAUGCGGUACCGGUGGCCACACAUAUAUGCCGUGCGUACGUUGCGACAUCAGGGCACGAAAUUGCUCAAGCCUUUGCCCGAUAACUUGUUUGGGUGGUUAAAAGUCGUGUACACGCUAACGGAUGAGGAGAUCAUUUCGUUUUCAGGGUUGGACGCCUAUGUCUUUUUGAAUUUUUUCAAGAUGGGCAUCAAGAUCUUUUUCACCUUGACGAUAUUUGCCAUUGGUGUUUUGAGUCCUAUUCGUUAUUACUUUACGGGCAAUUACGAUAAGGAGAGCCUAAGCCUAGGCCUAGAAUCUUCUUCCAAGCCAAGCAGACCGCCAGAUUUCAACGAUGAUUUCCCCAGAUUUCUUUGGGUAUACCCGCUCUUCACCUAUUUGUUUUCGAUUGUUGUGUUUGUUUUUCUUUACGAUUUCACCGACAAAGUAUUAAAGACUAGGCAAAAGUACUUGGCGUUGCAGGACUCGAUAACCGACAGAACGAUUCGGUUAGAUGGCAUCCCCAAAAAAUUGCUUCUGCGCGACAAGAUCAAGAAAUUCAUCGAGGAUUUGGGGAUUGGCAAAGUCGAGGAUGUCAAGUUGAUCUAUGAUUGGUCGCCACUACAGCAGGAGUUCAACAAGAGAAAGAAACUCAUAAGGAACCUUGAGUACUCGUAUGCCUCAGAGUACAAGUUGGACAUUGAUAUAUAUAACCAACAGCGGAUCCCGGCAGUGAACCCGAUCUGGAGCGAGCAGUUGGGUAACUCGCAGACGGAAGAUGGCAUUAUAGACAUGUCCAAAGAACUCCUCGAUAUUGAUUGCGAAAUAAAGCUGAUUCGAAGCAAGUUUGACGCCGACUUGACAACCAUCAAUCCCAAAGUCCAUCGAGAGUUUAAACAAGUACCCUCUGCAUUCAUCACCAUGGACUCGGUCGCCUCGGCGCAAAUGGCAGCCCAAACGGUGUUGGACCCUAGAGUGUACAAGCUCAUCGUUAGCCUUGCUCCAGCACCAAAGGACAUUAUCUGGCAAAAUUUGAGUUUGACCUAUGCUGAAAAGUUGCUCAAAUCUUACUUUAUCACCUUGCUAAUUGUCUUGAGUUAUGGAUUCAUCAUCUUUUUGGUGGUGCCCUUGACGUCGUUGCUCGAUUUGAAAACCAUUAGCAAGUUCUGGCCAGAAUUAGGGGAAAUCAUUGGCAGAUCCAAAUGGGCCACUACAUUUGUCACCGGUAUCCUUCCACCUUUGUUAUUCACCAUCAUCAACACGCUGUUCCCCUAUUUUUACCAAUACCUAUCUCGCAAGCAAGGAUACUCGUCAAACAGCGAAGUGGAAUUAUCAACAUUGUCGAAAAACUUUUUUUUCAUCUUUUUUAACUUGUUUUUGAUUUACAUUGCCGCGGGAACUUUUUGGGAUUACAUGUCAUAUAUUAGUGACACCACAAAGAUUGCCACUCAGCUUGCCACGUCGUUGCGGAGGAUGUCCCUUUUUUACGUGGACUUGAUCUUGUUGCAAGGUUUGACCAUGUUCCCCGUGAAAUUGCUACAAGUGAGCGAUUUUCUACUCCUCAACAUACUCGGCAAAUUGUUCUUUUUCAAAAAAUUGAUUUUAAAGACCCCAAGAGACUACCGAGGCUAUUAUUUCACGCCCCAGGUGUUUGACUUUGGCAUUAACCAACCGCAGCACAUUAUGAUUUUCAUGAUUAUUCUCAUUUACUCCGUGGUGUCAACCAAGAUUGUCACUUGCGGACUCAUAUACUUUAUCUUGGGGCUCUUUGUUUACAAGUACCAGUUGGUGUACAACUUUGUCCACCCGCCACAUUCAACGGGGAAAGUGUGGCCAAUGAUUUUCCGUCGUGUCGUGUUGGGCUUGGUUAUUUUCCAGCUUUUCAUGAUUGGAACGUUGGCGUUGGAUAGUGCCAUCUUGUUGUCGCUCUUGUGCAUUCCAACCAUCAUAGCUACAAUGUGCGUGUGGUACAAUUUUGAAAAGUACUACGUGCCAUUGAGCGACUUUAUUGCCCUUCGUGCCAUCUUGAACCCCGACAAUUUUGAAGAGGUGUUUGACAAUGACGAUAACCUGUUUAGCUCGGGUGAUAACCAGAGCGAGUCCAAUUUAAACCUGUCUGAUGAUUCAAACAACAAUGAUGGGCCUGUCGAUGAGUCGACUUUUCUCAAUGAUGGAGAACAUAACCACCGGCGCUACACCACCGUCCCCACCCCUACCCCAGAAUCUAGAAGGGAUAGAAGAGAAUCGACGCUUGAUGAAGAGCGUGAGCAGUUUACUGAUUACACGUAUCCGCCGCUCAUUGAACCCUUGGAUGGCCCAUGGGUCGGGUUCACGGGAAACAUCGUGUCCAUGGUGGAGUAUAGGUUUAACGCGCUGGAUAUUUUGGAGAAUGGCGAUGGCAACGGCAACUGCACAGAAACCGAGGACGUUAACGGCGAGGUGUCGAGAGUCUUGACAAGAAAAGAGACGGAGACUAUCGUCGAUAAGAAGUUGGCUGUUAGUGAGUGGGAAUAA
This is a messenger RNA of Lodderomyces beijingensis, 2670 nucleotides long. NCBI's taxonomy places the organism in Eukaryota, Fungi, Ascomycota, Pichiomycetes, Serinales, Debaryomycetaceae. The record is from the annotation of a GenBank genome assembly.